This is a messenger RNA of Halteromyces radiatus, 431 nucleotides long. RefSeq lists its product as uncharacterized. The transcript has 2 exons. The coding region runs from base 17 to 259 and encodes 80 amino acids. The record is from RefSeq and is a predicted model, not a curated record. NCBI's taxonomy places the organism in Eukaryota, Fungi, Mucoromycota, Mucoromycetes, Mucorales, Cunninghamellaceae.
UUUUUUUUUUACUACAAUGAUUAUUGUUACCAGAGAACAGGCUGUUUGUAUGUUCUUUUGUGAAGAAUACACUGAAUCAAACGUUAUCAAAUGCUCCAAGAAGAUUGAUGACAGGGAAGAUAUUGAAAUCUGUUACGCAGAAGACCCUACAGAACCAAUACUACUUCACCAAUUAUGUAUCAACGGGAAUCCAUUCAAGUUCAAAACUUAUAUCAGCAAGUAUGAAUUGGAGUCACUUCCAGUGGAUGAUAUGGAAUAAAACAAUAAAAAAUUGUAUAAAAAAAUAAUAAUAAUAUGGCAAAAUGGAUUCUAGCUCUACGUUAGUCAUAUACUAUAUUCAACUGGGAUCAGAUAUAUUUUAUGUUUAUAGUUUAGCAUAAUAUAAUUGCAUGUAUAUAUAAAUAAAACAAAUAUUUGUAGAUAAGAAAUAA